Messenger RNA from Clonostachys rhizophaga, 729 nucleotides. The record is from the annotation of a GenBank genome assembly. NCBI's taxonomy places the organism in Eukaryota, Fungi, Ascomycota, Sordariomycetes, Hypocreales, Bionectriaceae.
AUGGGAACCGACACUCUAGGCAUCGAGCCCCCUCCAUCCUACGAAGCCGCAACUGGGCAAGCUCCACACGAGCUCGUGGAACCAGCCAGCCUGGUAUUGCAUGGCACGGAUAUCGUCGUUGAAAACACAGGAGAAGAUACACCGCUUUAUCAGCUCAGUCGCAACAUAAAGGCGCUGCCGCCAAAGAACAAUUCAUCGUCAAUCCACUUGCAUCGCGUUGAGCGGGGUGCAUCCGAGAAAACAAAUGGUCAGCUUGUCACGACUCACUUAUUCCAUCUUGUGCACCCCGUCAACGCGGAUUUCCGAAAUGAUCUGCCACCGUACUACGUUACAGCUACCUCCUUCGAGGCCCUUGGCAACAUUAUCCUCGAGGCGAACAAGCAUACGCUCCAGAGAACCGAGUUUCGUGCAAAGUUGAGCCGGGACACAAAUUCUGGGACUAAGCCGCUGUUUCAUGCCAAGGACAAGCAACAACUCGUUUUUUGUUCAAAGAACAGCCGGAAGGGUGAGCAGAAAUGGCUUGACCAGCAUGGCAAACUACUGGCCACUGAAUGUCAUAACGACCAACUUCCUACGUUGAAAAUGGAGACCCCCGUGCCCAGAAACACACGGGAUGCGCUGGUUGCUAUGUGGUGCAUGAUGCUGUGGUACGAACUGGCCGAGAGCAGAGGGGCCAAGAGAGAGCGCAAGUGUAGCCCAACUCUUAAUGUCGCCAAGAUGUCUAGCUAA